Messenger RNA from Penicillium expansum, 315 nucleotides. Its product is annotated as DUF2462 domain-containing protein. The transcript has 3 exons. The record is from RefSeq and is a predicted model, not a curated record. Lineage: Eukaryota; Fungi; Ascomycota; Eurotiomycetes; Eurotiales; Aspergillaceae. Bases 1 to 315 code for a protein of 104 amino acids.
AUGGUGCAAGGAUCAUUGAAAAAGGUCGGUCCCACCGGCCCAGGCAGGAAGCCCGCCAAGACCACAAGACCGGGUGUCCGCUCCGUCGCGCCUAAGAAAGCCGGCCUGAUCAAGCAGAAGAAACUCACCAAGCAACUCACAUCCGGCCUCGUCUCAAUGACAGAACGCAGUCUGGCGACAAAGGCAGGCCAUCUUGAGCUGUUGGCUGGUGGAAAGAAGGAUCGUCUGCAGAAGGAGCGUAAUGCUGCUCGCAAGGAUGGGACUUUGGCUCGCAAGGAUGGAGGUUUGAAGUCUGGUCCUAAGAAGGCGACUUGA